Molecule: messenger RNA, 3357 nt
Organism: Moesziomyces antarcticus
Lineage: Eukaryota; Fungi; Basidiomycota; Ustilaginomycetes; Ustilaginales; Ustilaginaceae
Product: rab family GTPase
Exons: 2
Coding region: 1-3357 (1118 amino acids)
Biological process (GO): intra-Golgi vesicle-mediated transport
Cellular component (GO): COG complex
Source: RefSeq, a predicted model, not a curated record
AUGUCGACGUCGGCGGCCAGCUCGCUCAGUCAGCUCAUCCAAGAGGCGGCCGAGCAGACAAAGUCGCCCAUCUCCACCGAGGCACUCGCCACCAAAGAAGUCGCAUCCUACAUCCGCUCGCUCUCCAACCUCAGCCUCUCCGACCUUCGCAACCAGCCGCAUCAGCUGCAAGCCAAGUCCGAUGCGCUUCACGUCCAGCUCUCGGAGCUCUGCAUUUCCCAAACCGAUGCCUUCAUCCACAUCCACCAGGCAGAACAGCGCUUCGGCCCUGCACUAGAAUCUCUCGCAUCUAACCUUUCUGAUCUAAUUCAGAAGUCGAUACCCGACCUGCACGCCGCCGCCGAUGCUUUCCUCGCCCAGAGUCGACCAGCCCUGGAUCAAAAGAAGCGCAUCCAGAAUGUCGCUGACCAGUACGAGCGCGGCCAUCUCUCCGACCUGCUCGACAUCCCUCCGCUCGUGCACACGUGCGUCAAGGCAGGCCACCACUCCGAGGCCAUCCAGCUCACCGAGCAUCUCAUCGGCCUUCUCGGCGCUCCUGAAACCCCAGUCCUCGACUCGCAAGCCAUCCAGCACGGUCAGCGCAGCACCUACCUCUCGCUCCUCAUCGAGACGCUCUCCCAUCUCGCCGCGAUGAAGGCCGACCUGCUCGCUGGCUUUUCCAAGCCCAGCAUCAAGCUCCCUGCCGUCCGCAAGUCCGUCACCGUGCUCCGUAGGCUCAACCACAUACAGUCGUCGCUCGUACGCAUCCCAGAUUGGACCAGCAUCGUAGCAUCGCAACUCUUCUCCAGCCUCAUUCCGCAACUCGGCAUCACCGAGAACCAGCUCUGCCUCGUGUUCCUCAAGGCCAGGAUCCACUCGUUUCGCGCCUCGCUCAACGCCAUGGGCUCGCCAUCCACCGUCAACAGUCACGCCUACCUGCGUAGAUACAUUGACCUCUGGCGCCAGGAGAUGGCAGACACCCUUGGCAUGGCAUUCCCUCUAUUCGUCGACGACGCGACUUCUGUUCAGCAUGGCAACGAGCAUGCUGAUCAAGACGCCAUGAUCUCGCCCGCCUAUCUGCUCGCAUCGUUCGCUACCUCGGGACUCGAUUUGCUGCGACGUACCGUGUCGGCUCAGCUGAAGGCAGCUGCGCAGCGGCUCUCUGCGUCUGCGUCGGUGCAGGGCGACUCGAGUGCGUCGCUCCAAGCAUUUGCAGAGAUGUGCAGCAACGUGCACACGCAACUCAGCUAUGCCUCGGCAGCGCUUGCACGAUUCGGACUCGACUGUGGCGAGCUCCUCUUCUCGCCCGUCGACUUACCUGAUCAGGACCUGACCUCGAUGGAAGCGAUUUGGCUGGAUGUGCUUUCACGCUCACUCGAAGACGCCUUUUCGUACAUCCACGAGCAACUGGAUCAGCACACCAGUGGCACCGAUGCGUUGCCAUCGCACUGGCUGCUUUCGUCCCAGCUUUCUUCUACCGCCCUACAGGAGCUUUUCACCAUCUCGGCAAGUGAUGCCGCUCCUUCGGCGUACGAUGACUUUGCACGACCCAACAUCGAGCUGGUCGACUAUCCGCCGUUUGGUAGGCUGCUGAAUCGGAUCAUGGAGUGGAUCAAUGCGCUGCAGAUCUUUGCGCCUGUCUCCCUCGCCACGCCGCUGUUGCAGCGUCUGGAUGCCCACUUUUCGCGUGUCACCGAACGGAUCCUUGCCGAAAUCCCUCAAGCCAUCACCACGUCGCGCGGCGAUGCAACACACACUAGGCUCCUCGAUGAUGACGAUGCAAAGUCGUUCUUGGAGCACCUCGAUCCAGAGGCCGAGGUGGAGAUGUCAAGCGCUCUGGUUCGGGAUAGGGAGAGCGCGAUCUUGGCCAAGACGCUGAGGAUGUGGAACGCCUCUGUCGUGCAGUGGGUGCUCCACGUCGUCCAGUCCUGCUUCUCGGACGACGACAGCCAGAAUCAAGCGCGCAACGAGCACGUCGAGAUGAAGACGGCUUGGACAAAAGCACACGACUGGAUCCGAUCCACAGAGGCACGGAUCGUCCAGCACAACAUCAAGAGAAAGAACGACGCAGAGGCCAGGAAGGAUGCAGUGGAGGAAGCUGCAGCAAAAGCAAAAGCCGAAGAAGAGGCGCGUGCAAAGGCACAAGAAGAGGCAAGGCUCAAGGCUGAAGCUGAAGCCAAGGCGAAAGCAGAAGCCGAAGCCAAGGCAAGGGCCGCCGAAGAGGAGGCGAGAGCCAAGGCAGAGCACGAGGCCAAGGCGGAAGCCGAAGCAAGAGCGAAGGCGGAAGCCGAAGCAAGAGCGAAGGCGGAAGCCGAAGCAAGAGCGAAGGCGGAAGCCGAAGCAAAGGCGGAAGCCGAAGCGAAAGCGAAAGCAGAAGAACAGGCAAGGUUGAAGGCUGAAGAGGAAGCAAGGGCGAAAGCAGAGGCCGAAGCCAAAGCGAAGGCAGAAGCGCAAGCAAGAGCAAAGGCAGAGGCUGAGGCUGAAGCAAAGGCCAAGGCGAACGCAGAGGCGGAAGCAGCGGCAGCAGCAGCGAAGGCAGCAGAGGCUGAAGCGAAAGCCAAAGCCAAAGCCGAGGCGGAGGCGGAGGCUGAGGCUGAAGCUGAAAGGGCCAGGAUCGAGAGAGAAGAAGAGGCGGCAGCCAAAGCCAAAGCGGAGGCAGAAGCCCAGGUGAAAGCUGAAGAGGAGGCAGCGGCCAGGGCGAAAGCUGAAGAGAAGGCAGCAGCCAAGGCCCAAGCUGAAGUUGAAGCCGAGUCGGCAAGGGUCGCAUCCGAGAAAGCGGCUGCUGAAGCUGAAGCUGCUGCUCGGGCCAAGGCUGAAUCGGAAGCGGCAGCGGAGCGCGCACGAGUCGCUGCGCAGCAAGAGGUCGGCGAGACGGAAUCUCAGACGCAAGACGGCACCGACACUGGCGCAGAACAAGUGCAGACAUCAGGUGGAUCCGAUACAGCGGCUCGCGCGAAGCCAGCCGAAGCAGCACCCACAAAGAAGUUUAGCUUGGCCGAGAAGCUGCGUCAACGCAAGGAGGAGCGCGACCGUGCCGCCACCACCGCCGCCGCUGCUGCUGCUGCUACGUCAAUGUCCCAAGUUGAAGCAUCGCAAGAGCAAGCGAAACCAGCCGACAAGCCAGAACCACCUUCGGACGAUGUGGCUCCAGAAGAGCCGUCUCAGACUACGCAAGACGAGGAGACAAAGCCGGAUGAAGCCGCCGCAGCUGUGGCAGAUGGUGGAAGCAGCGAUGUGCACGACGAAGCCCAGGAUGAAGACGACGAGGCCGACAGUGGUGCCAAUACCCCAACUACACCUGUCACGCCUUCCACACCCAACCCCGCCAACAGCCCGGCAAAGAAGAACAAGAAGAAGAAGAACAAGAAGAAAAAGUAG